This is a messenger RNA of Arctia plantaginis, 369 nucleotides long. The record is from the annotation of a GenBank genome assembly. NCBI's taxonomy places the organism in Eukaryota, Metazoa, Arthropoda, Insecta, Lepidoptera, Erebidae.
AUGGGAAUCAAGCUCAUAAUCUUAUUGGCGUUGCUGGUGGGCGUGUUGUACUCCCUUCAUCUCCUGGUGAAGGACUACCAAGCUCUCUCGGCAGGUUCACGACUGUUGCGUAUGCUGUUUAAAAGAGACACUAGCUCACAAAUUUAUACAAAACCAGCUGUGAGAUGGAAAAGAAUAUUGCGGUAUGACCCAAUACAAUGCGGAAGGUACUUCUAUUGUGAACUGGGGGCGCAACCCGCAAACAAUGAGGUGCGACAAGGCUUCAUCUAUAUGCUUAAGUUAAAACCGAGCGAAGAGAACAAGUCGGCGCAUUCAAUUUUCAAGAAGCAUACGAAACUGGAAAGAUUUACCCAAAAGAUUGCAGAAUGA